ACUAUGACGUUUUGUGGCGCAGUUCGGUUGCUGUCGAUCUUGGUUCCGUCGCCGCCGCAUUCGUGUCCCUCGACAACUACAAUUACAACCACAACACCAAGACCAACAUCUUCUCUACCUCGAUAGACAUACAAUCCAUGUUGUACACCAAGUCCAAGUUUCGCACGCCGCCCUAGAAUCCAGUCUAUCUUAUUCUGCUGUCUGUUUUCCUCUUUCACUAGACUACCUCGCACAUCGUUCUGCCGCGCUUUCAACGCCUCCAACCUGAACAAUACAGCACGCGUAAUCCCACCAUGCCAGAAACCGAAGGCGAAGCUGUGCCCAUCCAGGCCAAGGGCUCGUGGGCGUCUUUCCUCAAAUCAAUCGCCUCGUUCAACGGUGAUUUAUCCUCACUUACAGCGCCCGCCUUUAUUCUGUCGACCCAAUCCCUUGUCGAAUUUUCCGCAUACUGGACCGAGAACACCGGGCUGUUUGUCGCGCCGGCGCAAGAAAGAGAUCCUGCCAAGCGCGCCCUUUUAGUGUUGCGGUGGUUGCUUAACACGCUCAAACAGCAAUACUACUCUCGGUCGGAGAAACUGGGCUCGGAAAAGAAACCACUCAAUCCGUUCUUGGGCGAGCUGUUCCUAGGUCAAUGGGACGAUGAGCACGGGGUUACGCGCCUCGUCUCAGAGCAAGUUAGCCACCAUCCUCCCGUGACAGCCUACUGUAUCACCAACGACAAAUAUCGCAUUCGACUGCAAGGAUACAACGGCCAGAAGGCCAGUUUCAAGAGUACCAUCAACGUCAAGCAGAUCGGACACGCCUUGUUGACGCUGUAUCCCCCCGGAAGCGACCAGAAAGAGACAUACCUCAUCACGCUACCUCCGCUGCACAUUGAGAGCCUGAUCUACGGCGCGCCGUUUGUCGAACUUAGCAAGUACAUCCACAUCAUCUCGAGCAGCGGGUAUAUCGCCAAGAUUGAUUUCUCCGGCCGAGGAUGGGUAUCGGGCAAGAAAAACAGCUUCACCGCGGCGUUGUGGAAACAGGGCGAGGGAUCGGAGAAGAACCCGUUGUACACUGCGGAGGGUCAAUGGUCGGGCGACUUCACGCUGAAGGAAGGCGAUGGCAAGAGAGCAAAGGUGAUUGAGACGGUUCGACCGAGUGAAGUCAAGCUGUCGAAACUGCAGGUGGCACCUAUUGAAGAACAAGACGUCUUUGAAAGCAGGAGGGCGUGGCAGAAAGUUGCCCGCAGUAUCGAAAAGGGCGACAUGGACGCUACAGCACACUACAAGUCUCGGAUUGAAAAUGCGCAACGAGCAUUGCGCAAGAAGGAACAGGACGAAAACCGCGAGUGGAAGAGGGUGUUUUUCUCUCAAGCCGACCCCAACGACCAAGAUGAGAAGGUGUUUCAGGAUCUGGUCAAGGUGGCGACCAACCUGGGCGGCUACAGCUGGGACGGGGUUGCUGCCGACAAGACCGCGGGGAUCUGGAGAUAUGAUGAAAAGAAGGCGGCCGAAGCCAAGAAGCCUUUCCACGAAGAAGGGUUGUUGGCCUUGGGCGAGAAUCCAGACGGCACUUCUGCGCCAGUGAGUCGAGUGUCGACGAACUCGAACCAGAGUGGGAAUCCCAAUGCGCCUGGCAGUGGUUGAGAGGACGACAAACAAGGCUUGAUACAGUAUGUAAGGACAAACGGGCCAUAGCAACGCAACCAGACGUGAUGACUCGAAGAUGCAACGCGCGUAUAGACGUACGACUCUGUAUUAUUAGGUAGUUUUAAUUUGAGCUUGCCGAUUGAGCGGCAUUGAUUUGC
This is a messenger RNA of Exophiala dermatitidis NIH/UT8656, 1789 nucleotides long. RefSeq lists its product as uncharacterized. Gene Ontology annotation, molecular function: oxysterol binding. Gene Ontology annotation, cellular component: membrane; intracellular membrane-bounded organelle; cytosol. Gene Ontology annotation, biological process: exocytosis; maintenance of cell polarity; endocytosis. Bases 294 to 1628 code for a protein of 444 amino acids. The transcript is spliced from 2 exons. The record is from RefSeq and is a predicted model, not a curated record. NCBI's taxonomy places the organism in Eukaryota, Fungi, Ascomycota, Eurotiomycetes, Chaetothyriales, Herpotrichiellaceae.